Messenger RNA from Cyphellophora europaea CBS 101466, 1077 nucleotides. RefSeq lists its product as uncharacterized. The record is from RefSeq and is a predicted model, not a curated record. Lineage: Eukaryota; Fungi; Ascomycota; Eurotiomycetes; Chaetothyriales; Cyphellophoraceae. The transcript has 2 exons. Bases 1 to 1077 code for a protein of 358 amino acids. Gene Ontology annotation, biological process: negative regulation of transcription by RNA polymerase III. Gene Ontology annotation, cellular component: nucleus. Gene Ontology annotation, molecular function: RNA polymerase III core binding.
AUGAAGUUCAUGCCUAAUCGCGAUCUCGAUAUCGUUACCUCCGCGCUCAAUUUCUCUACCCCUGAUCUGCAUAUAGUUGGAGGAUGCGAUCUCUAUACUACAAAAGCCGCCGGAGGCGACAAGAAGCUCUACAAGAACAUUGAAAAUGGACUGGAAGCGCAAUACCAGGCGAAGCUUAACCUGUCGUAUUCUCUCUCACCGCCGCAAGCCAAGCUCAUGGCUCCGAGCCUGAAUCUCAGCCGCAGCAGUCCAUUCGGAAAUCUAGACAAGAUAAGCUCCAGAAGAACGUACGCAUACCUAAUAGCGACGCUCAACGCGAGCCAUCCGGACUACGAUUUCUCGCAUACGCUGCGGCCAACCGACUUCAAGAGAGAGAAGAGUCUGCGCGCGGUGAUAAACAACAUCGACUCUACACUGUACAACCUGCGACCUCGACCAAUGAACUCGUAUCUGGUCCCUGGACUGAAGCCCGGAUCUGUUGCACCGCCUCCGGGGCAGAUGGGCUGGGGCCCCGCAAUGUGGGGCCUGAUUGAUCAACAGAUGAGUUUGAAGGAGUGCAACAUCUAUCGUUACGCACCCGAUCUCGACCCGUUCGAGGACGACGAAGAUGGCACAAUAUGGUCUGUGAACUAUUUCUUCUUCAACAAAGCUCGCAAGCGCGUGUGCUACUUGUAUCUCCGAGGCAUCAGUGCUCUUACACAUGACGACAAAGACGGCCUGAUGACGCCAAUCAAGACGAAAAGACUCGCAGAUGAUGAAAGUGACGGUUGGUUAACCCCCGAUCUCGGCGCACGAAAGCGAGCACGUUACUGGCUAGGCAAUCGCGAUGGCGUUGAAGUCGCCGACCCCGAUUAUGAACCCGGGACUGCGGUCCUCGGCGCCCCAAUUGGUGUACCCACCACGUCUGAGGAAAGAAGUGACGAAGAGAUAUUCGGUCCGCCGCCGAGACCGGUCGUUGAUGAGAACCACAAUUACCUUCUGAGUGACGAAGAGACGCGUAGCGUGCGGAGCGUGAGCAAGUCGACGAUGCGAGGCACGAGUGAGGAGGUUGUUGGUCCCAUGGAAUUGGGAGUUUAA